This is a messenger RNA of Colletotrichum orchidophilum, 321 nucleotides long. Its product is annotated as ribosomal protein L36e. The record is from RefSeq and is a predicted model, not a curated record. Gene Ontology annotation, biological process: cytoplasmic translation. The transcript is spliced from 3 exons. NCBI's taxonomy places the organism in Eukaryota, Fungi, Ascomycota, Sordariomycetes, Glomerellales, Glomerellaceae. Gene Ontology annotation, molecular function: structural constituent of ribosome. Gene Ontology annotation, cellular component: ribosome; cytosolic large ribosomal subunit. The coding region runs from base 1 to 321 and encodes 106 amino acids.
AUGGCCAAGGAAGCGCCCGUCAAGACCGGUCUUGCCACCGGUCUCAACCAUGGACACAAGACCACCGCUCGUGUCGUCAAGCCCCGUGUCUCCCGCACCAAGGGCCACCUGAGCAAGCGCACCGCUUUCGUCCGUGACGUCGUCAAGGAAGUCUCCGGCCUUGCUCCCUACGAGCGCCGUGUCAUCGAGUUGCUCCGCAACUCCAAGGACAAGCGUGCCCGUAAGCUCGCCAAGAAGAGGCUCGGCACCUUCGGCCGCGCCAAGAGAAAGGUCGAGGAGAUGACCCGCGUCAUCGCCGAGUCUCGCCGUGUCGGUCACUAA